Molecule: messenger RNA, 1609 nt
Organism: Nicotiana tabacum (common tobacco)
Lineage: Eukaryota; Viridiplantae; Streptophyta; Magnoliopsida; Solanales; Solanaceae
Source: RefSeq, a predicted model, not a curated record
CGGCAACUCAAAACCUACACCAUCUGAAAAAAAUUAGCGCUAACAUUUCCCACAUUUUUUUUGUUUGCUCAUUUUUUUUCUGGCUGAAACAAAAUACAAAUAUAACAAAACCUCAAAAGCUUCGCCACUUCUUACUAACAUUUUUCCACAACUCAAGCAGUGGCAUAGGCAUCUCUAUCACUCACUCUGGCAUAUCAAUCGACAAGUAUUUUUAAUUAUGCAGGAUUAAUUAUUGAAUUGCAUAUAUGUCUCGAUCAAUUCACUCAACAUCUCAUCCAGCUCCGAUGGAUCAGCCCACAUUGCACGCGACUCCAACAUUUCAGCCGACAUCACAGCCGUCUCAAUCUGUUCACUCAACAUCUCAGUUAGCUCCGAUGGAUCAAGUCGCAUCACAGCCGGCGCCAACAAUUUAUUCUGCAUCACUGCCAUCUCGGUCAGUUCACUCGAUAUCACAUCCGGCUCUAAUAGAUCAGAACUUAUUACAGCCAGCUCCAACAUUUCAGAUUGCAUCUAGAAAGUGUUCUGGGAGCCACUGGACUGUAGAAGCAAUAGAUUCAGAAGAAAAUGUGAAAAAACUCAAAGUGAAAGUCAAGGAAGUGCGAAAUUUAACAUGUGAAGAACGUAUCAUGGUUGAUUUUGAUUACCUAGAUGAACCAUUUGGAGAUGCACACAGCCCACUUUUAGGCUUUUGUGGAAUUUUAGCGUGUGACUGCACUUUAUUUCCAAUCCAUUGUGAGAAAUGGUCUAGUUUAUCUUUGUCAUACUUCAACCGCGUCUUCGAUCAAAUUAUAAAGCCCAAGUUCUUCUUUAAGAAAACUGAGUCAGUUACGCGGCAACAUGUUUAUAAAUCUAUUGGAAAGAAAUGGGCUGCAAAUAAGCUUAACUUGUGGAGUGCAUAUGAAGACCCACUUAAAAGUAGAGCUGAGAUUAUUGAUAAUGUACCGGAUGGAGUUCCGCGGUAUCAAUGGAUUUCUUUUGUUGAUUACCGGUAUAAAGAAUCAAAAGAAAUAUGCGAAACAAUCGAGCUAGUUUUGAGCCAAAGCACUAUGGACGAGUCUCAAAUUUUUCCAAAUGAUGUCAUUGGUAAGGUGCUAGUAAAAGAGCACUCUGAAAGGGUGAGGUGCUUGGGAUUAGGACCUGUCCCCAGUAGAGUUUUUAAACAAGUAAGACCGCAUUUUGGUGGUACAAGUGCUUCAAGUAGUGAAGGUUCAUGUUCGUCCCAAUGCCAACAGAACCAUAUUCAAAUGAUGAAUGCUUACAAUCAAAUGAUGAAUGCUCUCAAUCAAAUGAUGAAUGCUUCAAGGUAUAUAUGAUAAUGAAAGAAGGGACAAUACCAGAACAGUUUGCGAGGUUCUUUGCUUCUCCUUCGACUGUUUCUCCCACAACACCAAGUGAUGCGGACAAUGGACCCCUUUCACCCAUGGGCGCAAGAAGAUCAUAUGGUGAUAGUAAUUCUAGUGACAACCGUUGAUUUUAUUAUAGUUGUCUUAGAUAAUUAAUUAUGACAAUAUAGUUAGGUGGUUGGAGUGAAUGUUUUGUGUUUAAAUUUGGUUUUUGAGUUUAAUGAUGCUACUUAAUGUUGACAAAUUAUUUUUAAAGACUAAUGAUA